AUGUUUAUGUGGAAGUGUCUGAGGGGAAUCCUCCCGGUAGGAGAGAAUCUGCUGGCCCGACAUAUAAACAUCAACCCCGCGUGUAAGCGGAGCGGUAACUCAGAAUCUAUCAAUCAUCUUAUUUUCCAUUGUCCGUUUGCUCGGGAAGUGUGGAAUCUCGCUCCUCUCGACGAACGGUUUGGUAUUAGCGGAUUGACAGAUUUGAGAGCUGACUGGACGGAGCUCCAGGCGCAGUUGUGCCUCCCCCCAACAGGUUUAUCUUCCUCCCCGAUUGUUCCUUGGAUUAUAUGGGGCUUGUGGAAAGCACGGAACAGGUAUGUCUUUGAGAAUUUCGCUGGGACUCCGGCAGACAUACUAUGGCAGGCAAUAGUUGCAGCAAAAGAGUGGGCCGCCGCGCAGGAGAAGAAAGCUAUUUGUAGCCAAAAGUGCCCGGUGCAGUUGUCUCGUGUGCUUGGUACGAUAGCCCGGGCGGACGCUGCGUGGUCAGCGACCACAAAAAAUGCAGGUUUAGGAUGGACGGUCACUUCGCGAGAACAGAGGACUAUGCUAAAGAAAGGGAUUGGUUAUACUCCCUCAGCCCUAGUUGCAGAAGGCUUAGCACUGAAGGCAGCGGUAGGUACUUGCAGCCUCCAGAGUGUGAAGGAAGUCUUUUUUGAAUCGGAUUCGAGCCAACUGAUUUCGGCUGUCAAUGGUGGUAACCCCCCCUUGGAGCUGUAUGGAAUUGUGGAAGAUAUCCACAUUAUUGCUAGUGCUUUUGAUGAUGUUGUAUUUGGUUGGAUCUCGAGAGAGAGGAAUGUGGAGGCUGAUUUACUGGCCAAAAGUGCCUUAAGUUUGUAUGAACAAGAGGUGGUUGUGGCUUUAAUGCCCCCACCAAACUAG
Messenger RNA from Brassica rapa (field mustard), 879 nucleotides. RefSeq lists its product as uncharacterized. Gene Ontology annotation, molecular function: RNA-DNA hybrid ribonuclease activity; nucleic acid binding. Lineage: Eukaryota; Viridiplantae; Streptophyta; Magnoliopsida; Brassicales; Brassicaceae. The record is from RefSeq and is a predicted model, not a curated record.